AUGACCACCCACGCCUACACCAAAGAGCUCCAGCUCGCCCGCCUCGCUGUGCAACGCGCCGCCCUCCUAACAAAACGCCUCCUCUCCGAAGUAGACAAAGGCUCCUUCGACAAAGUCGACGCAACGCCCGUAACAAUUGCCGACUUUGCUGCGCAAGCCUCCAUCAUCGCCGCAAUCCACCACACCUUCCCAACGGAUCAAAUUGUCGGCGAAGAAGACUCCACCGCUCUUCGCCAAGACUCGGUCCUCCUCGAGCGAACAUGGGACCUGGCCCGGUCCGUGCAUCUGGACGAUGAAGCCAGUGAAGCGAUGCUGUAUACCCCAUCCACGAAAGACGAGAUGCUCACAUUAAUCGACCUGGGCGCGCAAGGAAAUGCAGGCCGAAGUGGACGGACGUGGACUCUUGACCCGGUCGAUGGGACGGCUACUUUUAUGCGCGGGCAGCAGUAUGCUGUUUGUUUAAGUCUGAUUGUGGAUGGGGAGCAGGUUGUUGGUGUUCUGGGGUGUCCGAAUCUACUGAGCGACCGACGUGUUGCGGAGGAGUUGGUUGACAAGGAUGGCUACGGACAGAUGUUAUCUGCGGUUGUUGGACAUGGAGUGACGAUCCAGCCGUUGGGCACGGGCAAGUUACUAGAUGGGACGAUGCUACCGGGCGUAUCGCAGGUCGAGGACCCCAAAGAGGUGCGGUUCAUCGAUACGCAAGCUUCUGAGACGGCGAAUCUGGAAGUUCAUGGGAAGGCUGCGGCGCUUCUGGGUUGUGCGUGGCCGAAUCCUGUGGAUCUGUGGUCUGCGCAGAUGCGAUAUGUGGCUAUUGCGGUUGGGGCGUGUAAUGCAUUUGUCAAGGUGCCGUUGAAGGAUAGUUAUCGGUCGAAGAUCUGGGAUCAUUCGGGAGGGAUGCUUUUGGCGGCGGAGUUGGGGGUGAAGAUUACAGAUCUGGCGGGGAAUGAUGUUGAUUGUGGUCUUGGUAGAACGUUGGCUGGAUGUCAUGGGAUGGUUGUGGCGCCUGCUUCUAUUCAUGGGCAGGUCUUGGAGGCGGUUCGGGUUGCGAGGCAGUCUUGA
Molecule: messenger RNA, 1059 nt
Organism: Penicillium atrosanguineum
Lineage: Eukaryota; Fungi; Ascomycota; Eurotiomycetes; Eurotiales; Aspergillaceae
Product: inositol monophosphatase family protein
Exons: 1
Coding region: 1-1059 (352 amino acids)
Biological process (GO): sulfate assimilation
Molecular function (GO): 3'(2'),5'-bisphosphate nucleotidase activity
Source: RefSeq, a predicted model, not a curated record